CUGCCUUUCUCGGUUCCCUUUUUGCUUCACUGUGCAAGUGCCACUUCAUAGCUUCAUCUCCCCACUUCCAUGCUUUCCUACACCACCCACAGCUCUCUCGCUCUCUCUCUCUCAGGGUUUGUUUGUGUACAAGUCUUUGAGAGAGAAGGGGGAAUAAAGGAAGUGGAAAGCAAUAAUGAGUACAGGAACAAGUACCUUGGUAAUCAGAUGGAUCAACUUUCUGACAAUGCACCCCCCCCUGUUGCACAUUCCUUCUGGCUUGCAGUAUUUGAUCCUAUUGUGCUUCAUUUUGGUUGCAAUCUUGGUCUUCACAGUUUUGGCCUAAACAACACCCAUUACUGGGAGCAUUUAAGGAGUUGUCUUGUGAAAUCUGAUGACUGUAAUAACCUGUCCAAAAAAUAUAAGACUCUUAAACAAUACAAACUGGCAAAACUAACCCCCAUUGAGGCUGGUUGUUGUCGACGGCCAUCUGAGUGUGGUUAUCCUGCUGUUAAUGCUUCAUACUACGACUUGAGCUUUCACCCAAUCAGUUCCGACAAGGAUUGCAAAAUUUACAAAAAUUCCAAGGAAAUCAAGUGCUACAAUUGUGAUUCCUGCAAGGCAGGAGUUGCACAAUACAUGAAGACUGAAUGGAGGGUGGUUGCAAUCUUUAAUGUGGUUCUGUUUGUUGUUUUGUCAAUAAUCUACUUUGUGGGAUGCUGUGUGAAACAAAAUGCUGCAAGGAGCCACUCUAAAGUUUGAAACGGACUUAUGUAUCUCAAGAAAUCUUCACUUGGUGGUAAAUUUGUUCACAUUCCUUAAAAAUCACACUUUCUAUUUGUAAGUUGUUUAUUGUUGAAAAUUUUAGACAAAUAGAUACACAUACACCAUUGUUUCUCAAGCACUGACUGGGAAAAUUUAAGCUGGAGCAUCUCUUUUCUGUAGUAUUACAAUUCUGUAAAGGUUUUAUCAUUCAUGUGAUUAUGUGUUAGAGAAUGCAAGAAAGAAUGUUAUAUCCAUCACAUGCUUCAAAGGGAGUUAAUAUUAUUUCAGUACCUCAAAAUGGUGCUCUUUUUUUUCU
Molecule: messenger RNA, 1060 nt
Organism: Camellia sinensis
Lineage: Eukaryota; Viridiplantae; Streptophyta; Magnoliopsida; Ericales; Theaceae
Source: RefSeq, a predicted model, not a curated record